GACUUUCAUCACCCACGGUGCGCGCAGUGGUUUAGAGAUUGGAUUUGCGAAAACAGUGUGUGAAUUUUUCCAAAGAAAAUGUCACGGAACUGAAACCUGUGUUACAGGCUUCGAAGUUUGUGCUACCUGCUUGUCCAACGAUUGAAUCAGUAUGCUUCCCAUGAUUGAAGCCUUGUAUAAUGCGCCGGUGUAUCACUUGGUUCUUGAAGCCUUGUUGGUUAUUUGGGUUCUGCGACUGCUGUUCAGGAAAAGUCACAGUCCGAAGGAUCGAGUUAUUCUUACCGAAGCGGAAAAAGACGAAUUGAUAGCCGAGUGGAAGCCUGAGCCACUAGUCCCUCCCGUUGACCCUAUGCAUCCUGCUUUACAUCCCAGAAUUGUGACAGGAAAAGCAAUGAAAACUGUCACAGUGGACGGGCGCGACUGCUUGAAUUUUUCAACCCACAAUUAUUUAGGGCUAAUCGGAAACACGGAUGUUGAAUUAGCUGCAAUAAAAUGUCUGGAGAAAUACGGUGUAGGUUCUUGUGGGCCUAGAGGAUUUUAUGGAACUACCGAUGUUCACUUGGAUUUAGAGGAUAUGAUUGCCAAGUUCAUGCACUGCGAGGAAGCCGUCUUGUAUUCUUAUAGCUUUGCGACGAUCGCUAGUGCGAUACCUGCGUAUGCGAAGCGGGGUGAUAUAAUUUUUGCUGACAUGAACGUCAACUUCGCCAUUCAGAAGGGCCUGGAUGCUUCGAGGAGCAAUAUCAUUUUCUUUCGUCAUAACGAUAUGAAUCAUCUGGAAGAACUUCUUGAGUCUCAGGCAAAGGCUGAUCUGCGAGUAGGUUCGUGCCAGACUGCGAAAUUGAAUUGUUUUCAACAUGCCUCUUUGUUUCAGGAUCCUAAAAAAGCAGCUGUCACGCGAAAAUUCUUAAUUGUUGAAGCGCUGUACAUGAACUCAGGUGACAUAUGUCCCUUACCCGAGUUGGUCGAGCUGAAAAGGAAGUACAAAUUGCGAUUUUUUGUCGACGAAUGCCUUUCCAUUGGAGUUUUAGGAGCUUCAGGACGGGGUGUUUUUGAAUUCUUCAACAUGUCGGUGAAUGAAGCGGAUCUUAUCUGCGGAUCAUUAGAAUACUGCCUUGGUUCCCUUGGAGGAUUUUGCGUUGGAUCUUCGUAUGUGGUAGAUCACCAACGAUUAUCUGGAUUAGGUUAUUGUUUCUCGGCCUCAUUACCACCGUUGUUGGCAGCUGGCGCCAUGGCCUCCUUCAGCUUCUUGGAGUCAAACGCCGGCAAAGAAGCUUUGUUGCAUCUUGAAAACAUUUGCAAAACCGCACAUUCUUUAUUUAAUGAACUAUUGUUAGAUUUGGAGCAAUCAAAGCAUAGUUCUCCGAACUCACCAAUCAAACAUUUGUAUGCGAAAGAUCAUGACGAUCCCGAAGACUUCCUUCAGAGCGUCGUGAAGAUGGUGGAAGAAAAGGCAAUCGCGAUCGUGACAGCGACUUAUUUGGAGAAGGAGGAGAAAUUUUGUCCCGCGCCGAGCAUUCGGAUUGCUUUAGCCAGUCACCAUGUCGAAGAAGAUGUUCGUCAUCUGAUCUCUGUCCUCAACGAAGCCACGUCAGCGCUAAGCUGUUGAAUCAGAAGAUCUAAAAAGAGCAUAACAAGAAAUACGUGUCCAUCUAUCCGGUUCAAUGAAACCCAGGGCCUUCAUAUUUUUAUUUGGUUGCGGAUCAAAUCAUGAUUGCACCUUGUCAUAGUCAACAAAGGUUUUCAUAGCAUCAGGAAAGCCCAAUUGUGAUAUUCGAGGUGAUGAGGGGAUCCUGUUACUGCUAGAGAAGCCGCCCUCGUUCACGCAUAGCUUAUUGUUGUAUUUGGUUGAGGUUGUUGUUCAUUUUAUUAUUUUUUGUGCUUACAAGAGGCAUAAAAUGGUGUGGAUACUGCACUAGUAAUCAGCAAGUCUCGCGAAAGCCCUGAACCCUUCGUAUCCCGAGAUUUUCGAAACGAAAGGAUAUUCUGUGCCGUUCGAGGAUACUGUAAAAUUCUUGAAAAACAGCGAAAAGCUGUUGUGCCAAUUCCAUCAAAAGCAAAUUAAUUUCUUUCAAGCAACGGCUUUUAAAUUGUCCUGUGAUUUAUCGCGAUUUUGUUUUUCGGGAUGGUCAGUUGAUGUAUUUUUAGCUUUGAAUAAUCGUGCGGAAAUUUUCGAUACGCUUCUGCCGUAUUUUCUCCGCUCUUCGGGCAUUAUUUUCACGAAGACAACGCAUGUAACUUGCAUGAAAACUGAUCCACAUGACGCGGUCGCUUUAUUUUGAACCUCGUUAGCUUUUUUUCUGUCAUGAUCUAAUUUCCUGCAAAGAAAAGAAAAAUUUGGAAUGGCAAGUGAUGCUGCUUUCCAAGACCAGGGGAUGUCAAAACAUUUUGAACGAAGUUCAGGAGGCGCAGUGUUUGCUUUUGGUCAGAAAGUUUUCGUCAGCAGUGAUCACGCGAGUGUUUGGCGCACUUUGUUCCAGUUUCCUAAUUUCCUUCAUUAAAUUCGAGGAAAGUGUGCUUUUAGCUACUUGCUAGAUUUUUUGGGGGUCCAGAAAUCUACAUUCACCGAAUUUAAAAUCUCAAAAAAUAGAUAAACCUCUUCCGAUAGAAUGAGCCAAGUGAAGAAAUCUGAUAUAAUGUGAGACACCAUGUAUUAAUUUUUUAAAAUAAGUAUUCGGUAAUUUUAAUAUUACUGUAGAGUGUGUUUACCGGAAAAUUAGUUUAGUUGAACAAUUAUUUCGAUUUUUUGCGUUAUCAUUUGUUUUGAGGAGAUGCCGGUAGACUCAUAUUUUUUCACUGCAAUAUUAUGCAUCCAACGAAUUUUUUUAUUGCUCCGGCGUAUUUUUUAUGAUACUCAAAACGAAAUUAUCUCCGUCACGAAUUCAAUUUUUUGUUGCCUGAGUAUCAUAAUCUGUCGUAUUUUCAUUUAUUAAUCGGCGCAAUGUUGAGGUCUACACCGUUAUUUUCUGACAUUUUUCGAUGCACGUUAUUAAACAUUCGCCAGAACUUAAGAUUAAGUUCGCCGACAAAUGAGCCGCGGCUAAUGUUCUUUCAAAAACUGUACUGUAACCAUUGAUCGGCCACAAUCUUGAGAUCCUCUUUUCAUCUUUGGCACGCCCAUUGUUGUGUUCGAAGCGCCUGUUUCGCGCAGAAGCAUGGGUGGUAAUAAUCUCAUCGCCAUGAGAGGCUCCUGCUCAUGUUUGUCGUAUGCUUCAGCGGUCGUGCAACUGAGUGUUUUAUUGCUGCUUAUGAGUUCGAAAGAUCGCUGUGCGUACUUGCCAUAGUGAAGAUUUUGAUAAGAAUUUUGUACUUUCGCCUCUGUACUCUUGAUUGCUGAUUCUCGGUAUUGCUUCUGUGAUUUCGACCGUGUCCGGGCGAUUGAGCGCGUCCGGAAAGGGCACAGUCAAGAAAAGCCCUGAUUCGAACGCGAACUCAAGUUCGCCGUCAUAAUUAGUGUGCCCCAGGAAAUUCAGAUUUAAAAGAGCGGAAAUAUGUUUUUCAUUUAGGUCAUCGUGUUCCUGAAGUACUAUACUUACGCAGAUUUCAAUGCGCUACUGUUUUUCUUUUUCGCCGUUUUGGGAUGCGCUCAUUUGUCCAGUCGCGGAAUUUCGACUCCUCCGGUAGGUGCGUGACUAGCGGGCCUGACUUUCAGUGUUCUUUUUAAAAGAGGCGUUACGGAGACGUCGAUUUCACUGUUGGGUGAAUCCACGUUUUGAUGGGAAGUUUUUGUGGUCGAAUGCGGGCUUUUUUUUGUGUCAUUUUCCUCAUAAUCAUUCUGUCGGUGCCUUAAACUAUUCGUGAGAUGGGUGGUGACGCACGUGUAUUGGGCGAACAAACUUGAGUUCGAGAGGCAAGAAUUACAUCCGAUCUCGAGAACUUCGAAUAUCUUCAGA
Messenger RNA from Notodromas monacha, 3890 nucleotides. The record is from the annotation of a GenBank genome assembly. Lineage: Eukaryota; Metazoa; Arthropoda; Ostracoda; Podocopida; Cyprididae.